This is a messenger RNA of Colletotrichum abscissum, 1233 nucleotides long. RefSeq names its product coiled-coil domain-containing protein 55. The coding region runs from base 1 to 1233 and encodes 410 amino acids. The transcript has a single exon. NCBI's taxonomy places the organism in Eukaryota, Fungi, Ascomycota, Sordariomycetes, Glomerellales, Glomerellaceae. Gene Ontology annotation, biological process: regulation of alternative mRNA splicing, via spliceosome. The record is from RefSeq and is a predicted model, not a curated record.
AUGAGCAAACCAGGCUUAUCGUUCGGCCUCAACUUAGGCAAGAAGCCCGGCGCAUCCAAACCUGCGCCUGGAAAACGGAAGCCAUUUGGCGCCACAGCGUUUGGCGGCGGCGACGACGACUCUGACAACGAUGCACCCAACUCAGGAACCAAGAUCGAGUCGUUAGACGAGCUAGGCGGUCUUGAAGUCGACUCCUCUUCCAGCAGACAAGACAGCGGAGGGAGGAAGAGCAAGCUCAAGAGCAAGAAUGCCCUGCCGACACAACCGCCCGCGAGCAGAACCAAGAAGCAGGAGAGCGCCAUGUUUGGCGACCUCUCGGGCUCGCUCACGUCCAAGAAGCACGCCGAGGCGGCGGAGGAGCUCGACCCGAGCGUGUACGACUACGAUGGCGUGUACGAAUCGUUUAAGCCGCAGAAGAAGACGACCAAGGAAGACGUGGAGAGGAAGCCUAAGUACAUGAAGAGCCUGCUCGCGGCGGCCGACGUGCGGAAACGGGAUGCGCUGAUUGCGGAGGAGAAGAAGAUUGCGAGGGAGCGGGAGGCUGAGGGCGAAGAGUAUGCGGAUAAGGAAAAGUUUGUCACGGAGGCGUAUAAGAAGCAGCAGGAGGAGAACCGGCGGAUCGAAGAGGAGGAGAGGAGGCGGGAGGAGGAGGAGGCCAAGAAGAACAAGACGGGCGGCAUGAGCGCUUUUUACAAGAAUCUCUUGAACAAGGGCGAAGAGAGGCAUGCCGAGGUUGUGAGAGCGGCCGAGGACAAGGCCAAGGCCGGUCCGGCGGUACAAGAAGAAGACGAUACAUCGAAAGAGAAGUCUGAGGCCGAUGUGGCGCGGGAGAUCAACCAGAGAGGCGGCGCCGUUGCCGUCAACGAAGACGGGCAGGUGGUGGACAAGCGACAGCUGCUCAGGGGCGGUCUCAACGUCGGGGCCAAGAAGGAAGCGCAGGUCAGGGAGGAGGCUGCGCGGCCGAGGGAGAGCAGGCCGGAGCGCAGCGCCGGCACAGGUUUCGUCGGCUCCGGCGGCAAAGGCGCGAUGCGGGAGCGGCAGACGAGGAUGCUCGAGGCGCAGUUGGAGGCUGCCCUUAAACGGUCCCGCGAGGAGGAGGACGCGGAGCGCGAAAAGGUCGAGCGGGUCACCAAGACGAGGAAGACGGAGGGGGAGAUCUCGAGUGCCAAGGAGCGGUACCUGGCGAGAAAGCGCGAGGCGGAGGAGGCGAAGAAGAAGGGCCUGGCGGAGUAA